Messenger RNA from Cornus florida, 2027 nucleotides. Its product is annotated as root phototropism protein 2. Gene Ontology annotation, molecular function: protein binding. The transcript is spliced from 5 exons. The record is from RefSeq and is a predicted model, not a curated record. Bases 91 to 1803 code for a protein of 570 amino acids. NCBI's taxonomy places the organism in Eukaryota, Viridiplantae, Streptophyta, Magnoliopsida, Cornales, Cornaceae.
UGAUGGUCACUCUCAAGUCUCAUUCCUAUAAAACACACACUCUCCUAGUCCUAAUCCUGUGCGUGUCUUGCUUGUGAACUCAUCCCAUUCAUGGCUGCUGCUUCUCUCAAGAACACCAACAGAUUCUCGGUUGCCAUGGAGAGAACUGGCCAAUGGGUUUUCUCUCAAGAAAUUCCGACCGACGUAGUCGUCCAAGUCGGAGACGCCGAUUUUACUCUUCACAAGUUCAUGCUUGUUGCAAAGAGCAAUUAUAUAAGAAAAUUGAUAUUGGAAUCGAAAGAACCUGAUUUGGAGCGGAUCGAUCUCUCUGACAUCCCCGGAGGAGCUGAGAUCUUCGAAAAAGCAGCCAAGUUUUGCUACGGCGUCAAUUUUGAGAUCACAGUGCACAACGUCGCGGGUCUGCGUUGCGCGGCGGAGCUUUUGCAGAUGACGGACAAGUACAGCGACAACAACCUCGCCGGCCGGACGGAGGACUUCCUCGCCCAAGUCGUCCUCACCAGCCUCUCCGGCGCCGUCGUCGUCUUGAAGUCCUGCGAAGACCUUCUCCCCAUGGCCGAAGACCUCAAAAUCGUUCAACGAUGCGUCGAUGUCGCAACCUCCAAGGCCUGUAUUGAGGCGAAUUUUCCAAGCCGAUCGCCGCCGAACUGGUGGACGGAGGAGCUAUCGAUAGUGGACAUAGCAUUCUUCAAGAGGAUUGUUGAUGCGAUGAAGGCUCGUGGUGGGAAAGCCCUAACCCUAGCGAGCGCGAUAAUCACCUACGCGGAGAGAUCGCUUCGUGAUCUGGUGCGAGACCACUCCGGGAGCGGCACGAGGACGUCAGAUCACGGCGACUCUGACGUCAGACUCCGGCAACGUGAGCUCCUCCAAUCGAUCGUCGCUCUCUUGCCCUCGGAGAGAGCCGCUUUCCCGAUCCACUUCCUCUGCUGUCUUCUCCGAUCCGCUAUUUUUCUCAGGUCCUCCAACUCUUGCAAGAACGAGCUGGAGAAGAGGAUAUCGGCGAUCCUGGAGCACGUGACGGUCGACGACCUCUUGGUCGUGUCGUUCACGUACGACGGCGAGACGCUGUUCGACCUGGAGAGCGUGAGGAGGAUCAUAUCGGGGUUCGUGGAGAAGGAGAAGAGCGUAGCGGUGUUCAACGGCGGCGAUUUCAGGGAGGGGUGCUCGACGGCGAUGCAGAGGGUGGCGAAGACGGUGGACGCCUACUUGGGCGAGAUUGCGACAUGCGUUGAGCUUAGCAUCUCCAAGUUUAAUGGGAUCGCUAAUCUCGUUCCGAAAGGAGCUCGCAAACUCGACGAUGAUCUUUACAGAGCCGUUGAUAUCUACUUGAAGGCUCAUCCAAAUUUAGAUGAAAUUGAGCGCGAAAAGGCAUGUAGUGUGAUGGAUCCACUAAAACUAUCCUACGACGCAAGGGUUCAUGCUUCCCAAAACAAGAGAUUACCGGUGCAAAUCGUGCUCCACGCCUUAUACUAUGAUCAACUCAAGCUAAGGAGUGGUGCUGAAGAACGUAACAACGUUCAAGACGCCAUAUCAACGAGGAGCCAAAUACAAGCGGAUGUGUCUCUGAUCAAAGAGAACGAGGUCUUGAGAUCGGAGCUGAUGAAGAUGAAGAUGUACAUCUCCGAUAUACAGAAAACCCAAGGGACCUCCGCCAAGGUUGGUCCGAAAAAAGGCACGUUCUUCUCGUCCAUGUCCAGGACUCUGGGGAAGUUGAAUCCGUUCAAGCACGGAUCGAAGGAUACUUUGAACAUUGACGAUGGUGUGGACAUUACUAAGCCCAGGAGAAGAAGGUUCUCUAUCUCGUAGAUUUGAGUGGAAUUUGUUUAGCUGCUGUUAAUUGGUGAAUUCGUGUAAAAAGUUCGUUGUUUUAUACCUUGGAAAGGACUCCAUAUUGUGUUUUUAAUUUUUGUUUGUAAUUUUUUGUUUAUCCCUUAGAAAGAAUGGUGGAUUUGUAACAUGAGAAACAAACAUUAGCUGUGAUUGUGAUGGAUUAUUGUUGUAGUUGAGUAACAUUUUCUUGUUUAGAAUCA